Molecule: messenger RNA, 8676 nt
Organism: Carassius carassius (crucian carp)
Lineage: Eukaryota; Metazoa; Chordata; Actinopteri; Cypriniformes; Cyprinidae
Gene: myo18aa
Product: myosin XVIIIAa
Exons: 46
Coding region: 132-8531 (2799 amino acids)
Cellular component (GO): myosin complex
Molecular function (GO): ATP binding; protein binding; cytoskeletal motor activity
Source: RefSeq, a predicted model, not a curated record
AGGAGGGCUUCACCUGUUGCUGUGGUGGUCUUGGUGCUGUGGAACCAGUGCUGGUCAUGACUCAAUGCCAACAUUAAUUUAUAUGCUGUGAGGAGACCAACAUCUGGUGGAUUCUAUUUUUGUGCCCAACCAUGUUCCACUUGAUCAAGAAAGAUAAAGACAAGGAGAAGGAUGGAAUAAAAAAGGAGAAGAAGGAGAAGAAAGAGAAAAAAGAGCGAAUGUCUCAAGCCGAGCUGAAGAGCCUAGAGGAAAUGAGCGUGAGGAGAGGUUUCUUUCAUAUUCAUCGAAGCAGCUCUAAACGGGAGGCCAAAGGAAAACUGGAGAUUUCCAGCCCUAUUCCCAUCAAGGUGGUCCGAAACACAGAGCUCAGCCUGACAGACGGGGACCUUAGGAAACUCUAUACUCAGGGUACCAUAACACCUGCGGGCUCCAGUGAUGACAUUAAGAUGGUCCAAGACAUCCGCCAGUCAUCCAUCAAAGAACAGGUACUCAAAUACGACUCCAUGACGAAGCAGAAUUCCCCAGUCGAACAAAUCUUGAAGCGGUUUUCUUUCUCAAUGAAGAGCAAAGAUGAAAGCCCUUCAGGGUCAACUGCACCAUCAGGGCAGAACUCCACCAUUCCCUCACCCCAGGUAGAGGUCAAGGUCUUCAAUCCCCCGCCUCUAUAUACACCUCACCAUCCCACCAGCCCUGCAAAGAGCAUCCAAGUCCCAGAGAUAGUGGACCGAACGUUCCCAGCAGACUUGUCCUUGCCUGCUGUAGCACCUCCGCAAAUUCCUGCACCAAGAGAGUUGGAAAUUCAGCGCCGCAACACGGGCGAUUUCGGUUUUUCCCUUCGUCGUACCACCAUGGUGGACCAGCGGCCCGACGGGUCGCUCUACCGAAAGGUGGUCCACUUUGCCGAGCCUGGUGCUAGGAAUAAGGACCUGACUCUGGGGCUGGUGCCAGGCGACCGUCUGGUAGAGAUCAAUGGGAGGAACGUGGAAAGUAAAAGCAGGGAUGAGAUCGUGGAGAUGAUCAGGCAGUCUGGAGACACAGUACGUCUGAAGGUGCAGCCCAUCGUGGAGUUGAGUGAGCUGAGCCGCUGUUGGUUGAGGAACACCAGAGGCCCGUACCAUGAUGUUUACGAGGUGAAAGAUGAAAAUGUCCCAGGUGCAAAAAGUUCGAAUUCGGAUGGUGAGAACAGUAUGAGUCAGUCUCAGACAGCAGUAAGUGGCUCAACCGAACGAUACCGGGGUGAACCAUCAACAGCGUUGAAUCCAGAGCGGCCACUGACUCUAGACCAGAGAAGCAGCGACUCCAUGAACGGACGACAUGGCAGCGUUGAGCCUGACACAUUGACGAGGAGAGGACUGAACCUGGCUCACAAAGCAGGGUCAGAGGAAAAGCCUUCGACAGCCACUUCAGUCCCCAAAACAAGCCGUCCACUGCAAGCUGGCAGCUCUGUGGAUGGAGAUGCCCUCUCUGUUGGGUUGACCAGCCUAAUGGGCCGUGCAAGGACUAAAGAGCAUCGCUCUCGCUUGAGAGCUGCCGAACACAAAGAAACUCAAGAGGAAAGCAAAGAAAGGACUGGUGAAAGCGAGACCCCCUCAGAAGAACCCCAACCAUCCACCCCUGCAAUCAGUCCACCUCCUAGACUUGACCCUCUUGCCCCUCCGGUUGGCUUUUUACCUUCUAAGCCAAAUCCUCUUACCCCUGCUGCUGGAUUCCUUCCAGUCACCAAGCCUGAUCCAUUUGCUCCACCUGCUGGUUUCAUUCCAGCUCCUAAACCAAAUCCUUCUGCUCAACUUACACCCAAACCUGAUCCUCUGGUACCGCCGGUGGGAUUCGUUCCCACCCCAAAGCGAGACCCUUUUGCUCCGGUGGCAGGAUUUAUCCCCAAGCCUAAAGUUGAUCCAUUAGCACCCCCUGCAGGCUUUAUUCCUGUACCACGGUCCAUUGCUGUACGAAAGCCUGAGGUGAAGGAGGUUUCAAAACCUUCUCCUGCUGGAAAACUUCCAUCCCAGGUUUCCACUAUCGCCAACCAACAGGGAUCUCCAGUGAUGCCCACCCAAGGGAAUCAGGCCAAAGCAGCUGAAGAUCCUGUGGCUAUCCUGCAGGCUGCACAUGAAGCUGCCAGUCUGACUAAGGUGAAGACGGAGGAGCAGCUUGCUGCAGAGAAGGCCUGGUAUAACACUGAGAAAGUCUGGCUUGUCCAUAAAGAUGGCUUCUCUUUGGCUACACAGCUCAGGACAGAGAUGGGUUCUCUCCCAGAGGGGAAAGUGAAGAUCAGAUUGGAGCAUGAUGGGACAGUACUGGAAGUGGACGAGGAUGAUGUGGAGAAGGCAAAUCCUCUAUCAUAUGAUCGGGUGGAGGAUCUCUCCUCUCUUCUGUACCUCAACGAGUCCAGCAUCCUUCACAGCCUUCGUCAGCGCUAUGGUGGAAACCUCAUUCACACCUAUGCUGGGGCAAAUCUUCUGGUGAUCAAUCCUCUCAACACCCCUGCCUUGUACUCAGAGAAGGUGAUGCAGAUGUUUAAAGGCUGCCGGAGGGAGGAAACAGCUCCUCACAUUUUCGCUAUUGCUCAGUCGGCAUAUCAUCAGCUGCUGACCACACGUCAGGAUCAGACCAUCGUGCUUCUGGGCAAGAGUGGCAGCGGAAAGACCACUAACUGCCAGCACCUGCUACAGUACCUGGUCACCAUCGCAGCCGGCAGUGGCAAGGUGUACUCAGCUGAGAAAUGGCAGGCGGUCUACACGGUUCUGGAGGCGUUCGGGAAUUGCACCACAGCUAUGAAUGUGAACGCCAGUCGCUUCUCACACAUAGUCUCUCUUGACUUCGACCAGGCAGGACAGGUGGCCUCUGCCUCUGUUCAGACCAUGUUGUUGGAGAAGUUCAGAGUGACCAGACGACCAGAAGCAGAAACAAGCUUCAAUGUGUUUUACUAUCUGAUGGCUGGAGCAGAUGCAGCUCUAAAGACUGAACUUCAUUUUAAUCACUUUGCUGGGAACAGUGCAUUCGGGCUCCUCCCUCACUCGAAGUCCGAGGACAAGCAGAGAGCCGCUCAGCAGUUCACUAAGCUACAGGCUGCCAUGAAGGUCCUGGGCAUCUCUGCUGAAGAACAGAAAACCGUAUGGCUGAUCUUAGGGGCCAUAUACCACCUCGGUGCUGCUGGGGCCACCAAAGCGGGCCGAAAGCAGUUUGCCAGGCACGAGUGGGCACAAAAAGCAGCGUAUCUCCUGGGCUGCACACUAGAAGAGCUGUCAUCUGGCAUCUUUAAAACGCAAGGCAAGAGCACACUUCCACGCUCCUCAAGUGUCCGGCAGAGUACGGAUGAUACGGAUAGCUCAGUGUCUAAAGCAACAGCAGCUGAGUGUUUGGAGUUCAUGGCGUCUGGUUUAUACUCUGAGCUUUUCACACUCAUUAUCUCUCUCAUUAACAGAGCGCUGAAGUCCAGUCAGCAUUCUCUCUGUUCUCUGCUGAUUGUGGACACACCAGGGUUCCAGAACCCUCGGCAGGUGAAGAACCAGCGCGGGGCCACGUUUGAGGAGCUCUGCCAUAAUUACGCUCAGGAACGUCUGCAGACCCUGUUCCAGGAGCGAACAUUCGUACAGGAACUGGAGCGUUAUAAAGAGGAGAACAUUGAGAUCACAUUGGAUGAUUUGGAGCCGAGCCCUUCUCGCUCAGUAGCUGUGGUUGAUCAGUCCUCCAGUCAGACCCUGGUACGUACUCUGUCCCGGACAGAUGAGGCCAGAGGUCUGUUCUGGCUGAUGGAGGAAGAGGUUGUGCAGCCGGGAGGGUCCGAGGAAACACUCCUGCAGCGACUCUUCAGUUACUAUGGCCCUGCAGAGGGAGAGAGCACAGGUCACACAGUGGUGCUAAAAAGUGAAAACACACAUCACUUCCUGCUGGGCCACAGUCACGGGACAGAUUGGGUGGAAUAUGACACACUUGGAUGGCUGAACCUAGCCAGGCUAAAUCCCACCCCCCAGAACGCAGCCAAUCUUCUGCAGAACUCCCAGAAGAAGAGCAUCAGCGGGAUGUUUGUGGGCCGCUCCAGCAGUGUUGCGGUUUUGAGCGGCUCCAUCGCCGGACUGGAGGGCGUCUCUCAGCUCGCCAUGCGUCGGGCCACCAGCAUGAGGAAGACCUUCACCACAGGCAUGGCAGCCGUCAAAAAGAAGUCUCUCUGUCUUCAGAUUAAACUACAAGUGGAUGCACUGUUGGACACUGUGCGCAGAUCCAGGGUUCACUUUGUCCAUUGUCUAUUACCCCGAGCUGAGGUUAUGAGGGCAACAGGGUCCCCAGAGGAGAGCUGUGACCCUGGACUCAUGCAGAUAGAUGUGGCUUUGCUCAGGGCCCAGAUCCGUGGCUUCAAGUUGCUGGACAGCUUGAGGAUUUACAGACAAGGUUACCCUGAUCACAUGGUCUUCUCUGAGUUCAGAAGACGCUUUGACGUUUUGGCCCCUCAUCUGACCAAGAAACUGGGCCGAAACUACAUCGUGAAGGAUGAGAAACGAGCAGUAGAGGAGCUUUUGGAGUCUUUGGAACUGGAGAAGAGCAGCUAUCACAUGGGCCUCAGCAGGGUGUUCUUCAGGGCUGGAACGGUGGCUAAACUAGAGGGACAGAGGGAUGAACACACCAGACAGAACAUCACGCUGUUCCAGGCCGCCUGCAGGGGCUUUUUGUCUCGACAGGCCUUCAAAAAGAGAAAGAUCCAGGAUUUGGCCAUCCGUUGUGUCCAGAAGAACAUUAAGAAGAAUCGGGGUGUGAAGGACUGGCCCUGGUGGAAGCUCUUCACCACAGUACGACCUCUAGUAGAGGUUCAGCUCACUGAAGAACAGAUUCGUGGAAAAGACGAGGAGAUCAUGCAUCUGAAGUUGAAGCUGGAGAAGGUGGAGAAGGAAAGAAAUGAGCUACGGCUGACCUCGGAUCGUCUGGAGAGCAGAAUCACAGAGCUUACGGCAGAGCUUUCAGAUGAGAGAAACACUGCGGAGUCGACGUCCCAGCUGCUGGAGACAGAAACAAGCGAGAGAUUGCGUUUGGAGAAGGACAUGAAGGACAUGCAGGUGAAGUUUGAUGAUGUGAAGAAACAGAUGGAGUCCAUGGAGAUGGAGAUCAUGGAGGCCAGACUCCUCCAAGCAUCAGAAUUCAAUGGCGAGAUGGACAAUGAUGGCGAUGAUUCUGGAGGUGAAUGGAGACUGAAAUAUGAACGCGCCAUCAGAGACACAGAAUUCACAAAGAAAAAACUUCAGCAGGAGAUGGAUGACAAGGUGGAGACAGAACAACAGAACAAGAGACACUUGGAGAGAAAAUUAACGGACUUGCAGGCUGACCACGAGGAGUCCCAGCGAUCAGUCCAGCAGCUGAAGAAGAAAUGUCAGCGGCUGGCAGCUGAGCUCCAAGACACCAAACUGCACUUGGAAAAUCAAGAGGGACGCAACCAUGAGCUGGAGAGAAAGCAGAGGAAGUUUGAUGUGGAGAAGAACCAGUUUCACGAGGAAUUACAGAAGGAGAGGAACCAGCGGGAGAAACUGGGCAGAGAGAGAGAUAUGCUAACUGGCGAGUUGUUUACAAUUAGACAACAGCUACAGGAGAAGGACACAGAGCUGUGUACAGUCAGUCUGAAGGUAGAGCAGCUGGAAUCCGAGCUGCAGGAUCUCUCUUCUCAGGAGUCAAAAGAAGAGGCAUCACUCGCAAAGGUUAAGAAGCAACUGCGGGAUCUGGAAGCAAAGGUCAAAGAUCAAGAGGAGGAGCUUGAUGAACAGGCUGGAACCAUUCAGAUGCUGGAACAGGCUAAACUCCGUUUGGAAAUGGAGAUGGAACGAUUGAAACAAACGCACUCUAAAGAGCUGGACAGUAAAGAUGAGGAUGUGGAGGACAUCAGACUGUCCUGCAGUAAGAAGCUGAAGCAAAUGGAAGUGCAGUUAGAAGAGGAAUAUGAAGAUAAACAGAGAGUUCUGAGAGAAAAGAGAGACCUGGAGUCCAAACUGAUGAUGGCACAGGAACAGAAGGUUGGUCAAAGGGAUGUAGAGACAGAGAAACGUCUCAGGAAGGAUCUGAAGCGCACAAAAGUUCUUCUGGCUGAUGCACAGAUGAUGCUGGACCACCUAAAGAGUAAUACGCCCAGCAAAAGAGAGAUCAUCGCACUCAAAAAUAAGUUGGAGGAGUCAGAGUUUGCCUGCGCAGCCGCAGUUAAAGCACGGAAGUCUAUGGAGCUGGAAAUUGAAGAUCUUCAUAUACAGAUGGACGAUAUCACCAAAGCAAAGAUGGCUCUGGAGGAGCAGAUAAGUCGUCUGCAGAGAGAGAAGAACGACCUGCAGUCUCGCUUUGAGGAGGAUCAGGAGGACAUGAAUGAACUCAUGAAGAAACACAAAGCUGCUGUGGCUCAGUCUACAAGAGAUCUGGCACAGAUCAGUGACCUACAGGCCCAGGUGGAGGAGGCCAUGAAAGAAAAACAAGAGAUCCAGGACAAGCUUCACUCCCUGCAGUCACAGCUUGAAUUUCAGGAACAGUCUAUGGUGGAGAAAUCGCUGGUCAGCCGCCAGGAAGCCAAAAUCCGUGAACUAGAGACCAAACUAGAAUAUGAGCGGACCCAGACCAAACGUCUGGAGUCUCUUGUCACAAGGCUGAAGGAAAACCUGGAGAAGAUGACUGAGGAACGAGACCAGCGUAUUGGCAGCGAAAACCGGGAGAAGGACCAGAACAAGCGCAUGCAACGGCAGAUCCGAGACAUUAAGGAAGAGAUGACUGAACUGUCUAAGAAAGAAGCAGAAGCCAGUCGCAAAAAACAUGAGCUGGAAAUGGAUAUUGAAAGUCUGGAAGCAGCCAAUCAGAGCUUACAAGCAGAUUUGAAGUUGGCCUUUAAGCGGAUUGGGGACCUGCAGGCUGCUAUGGAAGAUGAAAUGGAGACGGAUGAUGAUGAUGACCUCAUCAACAGUUUACAGGACACGGUGACAAAGUAUCAGAAAAGAAAGAACAAAACUGGAGAUGAAUCGGAUAUGGACUCUGAGGUGGAGGACCGCGUAGAUGGGGUGAAGUCAUUGCUCUCCAAGAGCAAAGGAUCUGCCAAGACACUCUCUGAUGAGGGUCCCCAGAAGACCACCAGAUACACCAAUGCUGCUAAUGCAGAUGUGAAAGAUAUAAAAGAAGGGAAAGAGGGAAAAGAGGGGAAGGAGGAAGUAAAAAAAGAUUCAGAUGAGAGCCGUUCAUUGUCUGUGAUGAGCUCGCUCAGCUACAGGAAACGUUCCCACCAGAAGGACUGGAACGGAGGUGCAGGGGAUGAUAGCUCCCUCUUCAGUGCCCUUCGGGAGCAGCCGGACAUGCCUGACAGAUUGUCGUUGCGCAAAGCUAAAAGCAAAUCCACAGAGAGGCCUCAGACUGGUGAUGACCUGGAUGACCGAGGUUCAGUGAUAUCCCAGGCGUACUCUGAGGCUGCCAGUAGGGCCAGGAAAGGUCUAGAUCGUCGCUGGACCAAAAGCAGUCCAGAAUUUGACAAAGAGUCUAUGGUGUCCUCACUUGCCCCGAGCCGUGCUUCCACACGGCGUGGGAUAGACCAAGAUGAUGAUGCUCAGUCUGGUGUGAGCAGCUUCAGCUUGCGACGUAGUACUUCUUGGAUGGAUGACAGUCGCAGUGAUUACGGGCCGACAAGUACCAGUAUGAGUCGACGAUCUAGAAGCCGAAGUCCUGGAAGCACCAGCAUUGGCUCACGAAUUUCCCUGGCCCGCAGCACCCGACUUAGCGAGUUUGGAGUUCGUUUGAAUAAUGAUGGUGUUGAUGAUGAUGAUGAUGUUGACUCUGUGAGUGUGGCCGCAUACAGUCCACACUCAGUGGGCCGUAGUCUGUCCACUCCCGCCCAGCUACGCUCUUCUGAGAACCCACUGGACACCUCUGACGUUAAACCUGUGAGCCACCGCAACUACCUUGACCCAGAGCUCGAAAAAGCCAUUAAUGAAGUCCUGAGCUUCAAGCCAAUUAAAUUUAAACGCCGCAGCUUAGAAGACUCAGGUGAAGAAGAGGAGGGAGGUGGUGAUCCAGGAGAGGAAGAAGAUAGGAAGAGCAUCAAGAGUUUGUUGCAAGACAAGGACGAUGAAGGUCUGGGCCUUAGCGGGUCCAGUAUGAGACGCUCCACUUCAGGUUUUGCUGUAGAUUCUGGACGUUCUGGAAGCUCAAUGAGUUCCUUCAGCUCCAAGAGCAGCAAAAAGAAGAACAAGAAGAAGAGCAGGCGCUCUGAGUCUGACAGCUCCUCCAACGAGGGUCAUACUCGGCGGCAUUCCAGACAGAAAGAAAAGAGAAGAUCCAAAAGCUCAAGAAAGAAAGAAUCUGGAUCGUCCAAGUCUGAAUCUGACUCUGAAUCAUCAUCUUCAAGCUCUGCAUCAACAGUUUCUUACCGCAGCUCAAACAGCGUGAAGAGAAACCCAGGACAGAAAGACUCCGAUGGGGGUCCGGAAAGUCCUGAUGAAGAACGACCCCCAAGCAAAAAAGAAAUAAAGAAACAGAAGAAGAAAGUGGAUAGUCUGGUUAUGAAGUAUCUCUAUAAGCCUGACAGUGAUUAAGGAUCAUUAACAGACUCCUACUCUACAGACCACACUCAGUGCAUGAUGAAGACAACACUGGACCAGAGAAUGACACUACACAAACUGAAAGUUCUAUCCUUAAAGACAGCAAUGGUGAUGGUCAACCUUCGGAAAGCGCUGCGUA